AUGUUGUGUCUCUCCUUCUACGCACGCAUUGUUGUUUCUUUUUCUCUGUAUACCAGCCAGGCAGUUCAACCUUUCCAACCAGACAGCCCAACCUUGCCAGCCAAACAGCUCAACCUCGCCAGCCAGACAGCUCUUGCUAAGAGCAGGCAUCUCAACCUUGCAAAGGCGGCCAAGCUUCUUCUUACUGUUGUAGCUUUCUCAAGGAACCGCGCCGCCCGAUCCCGAUUCCCGCCCGCCUUCUUCCCGGCCGCCGGCCCCAACUCCCGCCCCACCUUCUUCCCGCAGCGCGCCUCCCUACCACUUCCUCCCGCAGCGCCCCGCAGUGCACCGCCCUUCCUCCCUAGCGCGCCACCCCGCACCUCCCCCCGCAGCGCGCCACCACCGUCCCCCACCCUCGCGCGCCGCCACCAGCCAACCAUCCCAGCGUGCCGCCACUUGCCCCCACCCUUGCUCGCCGCCACCAGCCCCCACCUCGGCGCGUCGCCACCGACCUCCCACCCCAGCGUACGGCCACCGGGCUAUCCGUCCUGGCUUGGUGUGGACUCCCGCGAGCAUGGCCGCCCACUCCAUCUCGAUCUGCGGCCGCGCUGA
Lolium perenne is the source of this 591-nucleotide messenger RNA. The record is from RefSeq and is a predicted model, not a curated record. NCBI's taxonomy places the organism in Eukaryota, Viridiplantae, Streptophyta, Magnoliopsida, Poales, Poaceae.